Molecule: messenger RNA, 671 nt
Organism: Cyanistes caeruleus (blue tit)
Lineage: Eukaryota; Metazoa; Chordata; Aves; Passeriformes; Paridae
Source: RefSeq, a predicted model, not a curated record
GUGACGCCCCUCUGUCCCCGCGGCAGGUGACGAGGACGAUGACGACGAAGGCCGCGAGGAGCGGCUGCCGUCGUGCUUCGAUUACGUCAUGCACUUCCUGACGGUGUUCUGGAAGGUUCUGUUCGCCUGCGUCCCCCCCACGGCGCUGCUGGGGGGCUGGGCGGCCUUCGGCGUCUCCAUCCUCCUCCUCGCGCUCCUCACCGCGCUCAUCGGCGACCUGGCCGCGCACUUCGGCUGCACCCUGGGCCUCAAGGACUCGGUCAACGCCGUCGUCUUCGUGGCCCUGGGCACCUCCAUCCCCGACACCUUCGCCAGCCGCGUGGCCCCAGCAGUGUCCCCAUGUCCCCAUCAGUGUCCCCAGUGUCCCCAUGAUGUCCCCUGUCCCCUCAGACACCUUCGCCAGCCGCGUGUCCCCAUGUCCCAUGAUGUCCCCUGAUGUCCCCUGAUGUCCCCAGUGUCCCAGCAGUGUCCCCAUGUCCCCAUCAUGUCCCCUGUCCCCUCAGACACCUUCGCCAGCCGCGUGGCCCCAUCAGUGUCCCCAUCAGUGUCCCCAUGUCCCCAUGAUGUCCCCUGUCCCCUCAGACACCUUCGCCAGCCGCGUGGCCCCAUCAGUCCCCAGCAGUGUCCCCAUGUCCCCUGAUGUCCCCAUCAGUGUCCCCAGUGUCCCCAUC